Messenger RNA from Lactuca sativa (garden lettuce), 545 nucleotides. RefSeq lists its product as uncharacterized. NCBI's taxonomy places the organism in Eukaryota, Viridiplantae, Streptophyta, Magnoliopsida, Asterales, Asteraceae. The record is from RefSeq and is a predicted model, not a curated record.
ACUCUUUUGCCCCUUCAGGUUCGAACCUUGGUUCCAUUAUUCUUCAUUCCUUUGGGUUCUCAAACUUCUCACAACACCUUGUUGCCUUCAAAGUUCACACAGCUGCGUGGUGCCGAGUGCCGACUUAUUAUUGGAACCUCCAAGCCUGGCUUCAAUGGCGUGCUUAGUCUCCUUGUUCUCCUUCACGCCUUUAACUUCGCACAAAACCCUAAUCAAGGACCUACAAGCAUGGAAAACAGCUAAUUGCAGGAUGCUUUUACAUUCAUCAAAUUCCAUAACAGGAAUCAAUUUUGUGGCACCCAAAUCAGCCGGGAAAAACAAAAACCUACUUUCUGUGACGUGGCAUCACAACCCUAAUCAGACACAUUUAAGAGUUUGUUGUGGAAAUGUUUUUGUUGAUGAUGAUAAAUUAGUUUGUAGUCCCAAUGUGAUAUUUGGAUUUUGGGUGGGCCCAGAUAUUGAUGAUGGAUGGGGUUUCGUUGAAGCUAUUGUAAUUUGUAAAUCAAAUAUUUGAUAUUUGAUAUAUAUUGAUUUUUUUGGGUACU